This is a messenger RNA of Cottoperca gobio, 2781 nucleotides long. RefSeq lists its product as uncharacterized. The record is from RefSeq and is a predicted model, not a curated record. Lineage: Eukaryota; Metazoa; Chordata; Actinopteri; Perciformes; Bovichtidae. The transcript is spliced from 8 exons. Gene Ontology annotation, molecular function: metal ion binding. Bases 138 to 2192 code for a protein of 684 amino acids.
ACAUUUCCUUUGGGGAAGGUGCAUCAAGGAGGACACCUUGCCAACUGGAACAUAUUCAGGGUUACAACGAUCUCGUCAAAGAAGUGUGCAAAUUCUACAUCCAAGGAUUCUGCACAAAAGGGGAGCGCUGCCCAUACAUGCAUAAGUCCUUCCCUUGCAAGUUCUUCCACAGAAGAGGAGAAUGUUCUCAAGGAGCCGAUUGCAAGUUUUCCCACGAGCCUCUCAAUGACGUCACCACCAAACUGUUGAAUGAGGCACUCAAACGGGAAAGAGACCUCUAUGAACUUACAAAAAAUGCUGAACAGGAGUCGUCGUCGUCGGGACGACCAGAAAACACAGAGGAGUCAGAAAUCAUAGAAGCAAACGGGACCUGUGAUGCACUCCUUCCACCACUCAGGCCUUACUUUUACAACAGUGCAGAAACAAAUGCUGAGAAGGAAAGCUUGUUAUGUCCGACUGAACAACUGGCUGAGGACAUAGAGGAAGCUGUCCCAUCACAUCCAUCAGAUGCUGCUCAACCUCACCCCCCUCCAUCAAGUAACAUUAAUCACGAGGAGCCAGUUUGUUAUUCAGUGGAAGCAGUGCUUGGACCUCAACUGUUUAAACCUUUUCCUAGUUUCUUUACAACUCCUGGAUGUGAAGCAACCCAAAGCAAAGUUCCCUACUCUGUUGAUGCUGUUCUCAGGUCCUGUAAAUCAGCCCCUCUUACUGUACGGACUGUAUCCUACACGCCCAACACUGACGGGGAGGAGAUCACUGAUCCACUGCUAAGCUCAGAAAGCCGAAAUGUGAAGGUCUUGUAUUCACAAAAUACCGCAAAUGCGGUGAACCAGUCCCAGGAGAAAAUGUUCAAGAGCCUAUCAUCCCUCCAAGUGAAUACCGGCCUGGUUUCCAAGACCUGCCCGAGUCUUACUCCGGCCUCCAGGGAUUACAAGAAGCAAAGUGUCAAUAUGCCAGAGUCCCUGAAACCUGCUCAAAGAGCUUCUCAUGAAGUCAAGUUGGAGUUGCUGCAUUCUCCUGUUACUGUGGCAGAGAAGUCCUCUAACAACAAAGAAGAUGUGAGAGGAAGCAUGCGCCUGCCUGCCGAUAACACAUCUACCUCUAAAAGUGAAGGUGUUCUCUCUUUUGGACGCAUUAAUCGCAAAAGCAUUUUUUCAAGGCCUCCUAGUCAAACAUGUACUUCCAAACAUCCUACACAGUUGAGGCCACAUCUCUCUGUUGUGACAUUGGACUUGCAUGCAUCAAUAAAGCCUCCUUGUCCCUCUUCAAGUUUCACAGAGUUUAAAGAUGGAGCUGCUGCUACUGUUGAACCUGUCACCAGCUCCAUUAAGACACGUGAUUCUGCAAACUCUGUCGGUCGUCAUUUUGCAGCAAAACAACCGACUGAGAUCCUCCUGCACUCAAAAAUGACACAAUCUGGUCUCAAACGUGGAACACGGCAGCGUUAUUCAACUGAAGUCACAGCCGGGUGCAGCAGUAAAAUGUCACAUAGUGGUGAUCUGGCAGUUGGAUGUAAAAAUACCCUGAAAAGACCCUUUCAUAGCCUUUUUGCAAGCUCCAUUAUUGACAUUCUGCAGCCAAUAGAUGAUUCUGUAACAAGUUCCUCUUGUCCUCAAGGCUUCAUUCUAUCUUCCUGUCCUUCUCCACAGUCUGCAGACUGCACAAGCAUUUGUGUUAAAAGUGCGGUUGAGCCUGACAAAGCCUCUGCCAGGUCCUUCCUCAGCCUUUUUGCUGCCCCUCUCAGUGCUGCUCCUCCCCCAUGCAUGAAGUCUCAAUCAGACUAUUCAAGGACUUCCUCCUGUUCCCAAAAGUCAAACCAGUCAGUUGAUAAUGCAUCAAACUCCAAACAAAGGACUUCUAAUUUAGGGACACCUCUCCCAUGCCUGGUUAGAACUGAUGUCAAAGAAAUCCCUCAUGUGCCAAGAUCCCACAAUUUCUCUCCUAAUCCUAAAUUAGACAAUGAAGACAGUUCUGCGGAGCAUAUAAAUCAACCUAGAAAGCAGAUGGUGGUUCCUGUCUGCCUUGUGUCCGAUUCUCUCAGUGCGAUGUCUGCCAGUCCAUCUACACCCCAUGUCCAACAGCAGGACACCUCAUCCCACAGAGGAUCUGCAGUAGCAACAACUGCAAAUUCAGUUCUUAAGACUCUGUUUCUGUCCCUGAGUCCGUACCAACGGGAUGCAGAGCAACAGUGAAGAGAUGGAGCAGCACGGGGUGCAGAAGAGCGCUAACAAGAGUAGAUGAAAGAUGAAGCUCAAGAUUCCCAGUCCAACAGUCCACUGAGAAAUCUGUUGCACACUCAACAGAGCUCCUGCCCCUUCUUCAGACUCCACUUGGAGGCAACAGGUGAAUUUACCCUCAGCAGUCCAGGAAGAACUGAGCCUGAGGUGAGAAACUCUGGCAAACGCAACUUGCCAUGCAAACCAGUGGCACUGCUAAUGCAGCAUCACACUACGACCGAGACAGAAGCACGCGUCAGAGGGAGGAAAGUGGGUAAAUGGGGACGUGGUGGCCGCACCUCAAGGACCUUUCUAAGAUUAAGACGGCACUGUUUCCCACAUUAACGUUGGAUUACUUUUAUGUUAAAUCACACUAAUAAUGUUGUUUAAUCUUGCCUUGUGGUCAGUCAUGAUAACCAUGUUAUGAGGGCGCACAUAUUUAAAUCUUGUUCUUUAUUUAAAACCUACAAGCUUCUUUGCAUUUGCUAUUUUGUCGGCAAUUUUUAUGAAUGAAUCUUUGUGCACUGUGAAAAUUGUUAUUGAAUAUUAAAAUAUUUAAAAUAUA